This is a messenger RNA of Saccostrea cuccullata (small rock oyster), 1179 nucleotides long. RefSeq lists its product as uncharacterized. The coding region runs from base 42 to 905 and encodes 287 amino acids. The record is from RefSeq and is a predicted model, not a curated record. Lineage: Eukaryota; Metazoa; Mollusca; Bivalvia; Ostreida; Ostreidae. The transcript has 2 exons.
GUCCCAGAGGAAGCUUCGGAAUAAAUUGUAAAUUACAAUGCAUGCCAGGUUACUACGGAGAUCUUUGCAGGCUUCCCUGUGAAUGUUAUGCUCACCAGUGUGACCCAGAGUCUGGAUGUAAAGGGACUAUCUCUCCAACACAGGAAGAACACAAUAAUACUAGCACAUGGACGUUGGUUAUCGUUUUCAUCAUUGGUUCAGUAGCAACACUCCUCAUCAGCUGCAUAUGCCCGUACUUGUGGAUCUCAAAACGGUGUACACCACGUUUGCGAUAUCCCAAUACCAACCCAACAGAUUUGGAUGACACACUUACGGUCCAAGUCGUAAAUACAUGUAAGCAGUCUCCCGACCAUGCCGAAAUCUGCGACACUUUAAACAGUUCUCUCAGUCAGUCCAAGGAUGGUGAAUUCACUACAACCGAAAGUGAUGUAAUGUGCAAACAUGAAAUAGAAUAUGUAGAAAAAGAGGAGAAGUAUGGUGGAUUACCUGAAGAUGGCGAGUAUAACAGAUUGCAGUUGAAAACGAAUAUAAGUCUCAAAAGACAAUAUAUACGGAGGAAAGAUAAAGACAGUGAAAAAUUUUUGGCACUGAAGAGGGUAGAAUUCAGUGGGGUUAACACAGAGGAUCAAUUCUAUUCCAUACCUCAGAUGUCACAAAAUGAAAACAAAUGGGCAAAUCCAUCUCAAAUUGAUUCUCUGUGUACUUCAGAAUAUGACGUUUUGAGUAUUGAUAAUAUUUCUCCAAAAACUUUUCCAAAUUUUAAGGAGAUGCCGUCUAUUUCUGUUGAGAAUGAAUUAAAAGGCACCCCGGUAAUUGUCGGUGAACCGCAAUAUAGUCUCGUUAAGUUAUGUAAUAUUGAAGAUGACAGAAACAAGAGUGCAGAGUCACAAACUACACAUUUGUGAGAUUAUCUAACAGUUUGUUCAUUAUUUUUAUUCAGACAUGUAAUAAGAAUAUGAUGUGGUUUCAAUGCAAAUAUGGUUCUGUAUUUCUUUUAUUUAUUAUUUAUGAAAUUGGUGUUAUUAAUUAAAAACUAAUCUUCCUCAGCUGUUUAAACUCUGUGUAGUGAUCGAAGCCAUGCAAAUCAGUUUACGUAUAAGGCUACAACGUACGUCGUAUUUCUACAAUGGUCCUCCUUUAUGCCAACAUAUUCACGACUAUAUCAUUCACAUUUUCAUU